This is a messenger RNA of Saitoella complicata NRRL Y-17804, 820 nucleotides long. RefSeq lists its product as uncharacterized. The transcript has a single exon. Lineage: Eukaryota; Fungi; Ascomycota; Saitoellomycetes; Saitoellales; Saitoellaceae. The coding region runs from base 79 to 735 and encodes 218 amino acids. The record is from RefSeq and is a predicted model, not a curated record.
AAAAUAGCAACAAUUGUAAGAGAGAACAACCGAACAUAUACUUUGAAGACUCAAUAACAUCUUGGAGAACGGGCGACCAUGUCCAAGGAGUCACCCUGGCUUGCGCGUUUAUCAACACCAGUUACAGCACCUUCCGCAGGGUUGGAAUGCGUAGCGGCAGUCUGCGCGAUCCCCGGGCAGCAGCCUUCCCAGAUACCAUCAAGACCGUUCUUCAGAAGUCCUUGUGUAUCCGCACUGGCUCCCAGCUUGGGAAUCGAGGAUGAAGCCAUGGACUUCGCUUGGUCGACAGCACGCGCUUCACACGAUAAAGGUCAACUUUACCGCACCGAUUUCUCCCCGGAGGCGCUUACUGCUGCUUUCGUCUCGAAGUACAUCACUUGUCUGGAAGAACCACAAUCCUUAAUCAUCACUUCGAGUCUCAGCGUACGAGGCGCAUGCGUUCCGUUGAACAGAGACGAGUACAGGCAGUUGGAGGGGUUUGAAUGGACUGCAUGCUCUGAGUGUACUCAGCAUGAGAGUAAUGCACGGCUUCGUGACGAUUGGGUGGAGAGGUAUCCAAGUCGCCGCCCGUCAUUGCCAAGUGCAAAGGAGUUGAAGUUCAGCCGUGAGAAGACAUGCGAUACUAGUCUGUUACGUGAAGGACCAGCGAAAGUCGAAGAGGUCAAGUUCGAAGAAAGAGAGCGUGCAAAGGAGAGGCUCGAUCUGUUAUUUAAUCACUUCUACGAAGCCAGAUGAAGCGUGGCUAGGGUGAGCUGCGUGGUGAUAAGGCCUGUCAUUUCUUUUCAAAGUUGCACACGAAGGGGUCGUUUUGGUAUUCGGG